GACAGACCAAGGGACCCGGUCCCGUGGAGACAGAUGCAUCCUGGCUAGAUUGCUACCACUGCCGCAUCUUCCCAACCAAGCACCCUCUCUUUCAUCGGGAGAGCCCCUUUCUCCCCAGCUCCCUCGGGGCUGCACCCCGGUCUUGGUCUACAAGGAGUACUCACCCAUCCCUGAAAUAUCCAGGAAAUUCAGUUGGUGGUGCUAUCAACUGAGUCACCAUGCGGAAUAUCUUCAAAAGGAACCAGGAGCCCAUCGUGGCUCCUGCUGCCACCACGGCCACCAUGCCAGUCGUUCCUGCGGGGCCUCCAGACAACUCCACAGAGAGUAGGGGUGCAGGGCCAACUGAAGAGGAUUUGUUCAACCACCUGAAGGAUAAAUUCUUCAAUGAGAUCCAGAAGAUCCCUUUACCUCCAUGGGCACUGAUCGCCAUUGCUGUGGUCGCCGGCCUCCUCCUCCUCACCUGCUGCUUCUGCAUCUGCAAGAAAUGCUGUUGUAAGAAGAAAAAGAACAAGAAGGAGAAGGGGAAAGGCAUGAAAAACGCCAUGAACAUGAAGGACAUGAAAGGAGGUCAGGAUGAUGAUGAUGCAGAGACGGGCCUGACAGAAGGAGAAGGUGAAGGAGAGGAAGAGAAAGAACCAGAAAACUUGGGCAAACUGCAGUUUUCAUUGGACUAUGAUUUCCAGGCUAACCAGUUGACCGUGGGUGUCCUUCAGGCAGCUGAGCUCCCUGCUCUGGACAUGGGGGGCACCUCAGACCCCUAUGUCAAAGUCUUCCUCCUCCCAGACAAGAAGAAGAAAUAUGAGACCAAGGUCCAUAGGAAGACACUGAAUCCUGCCUUCAAUGAGACCUUCACCUUCAAGGUGCCCUACCAGGAGCUAGGGGGCAAGACGCUGGUGAUGGCCAUCUACGACUUUGACCGCUUCUCUAAACACGACAUCAUCGGGGAGGUGAAGGUGCCCAUGAACACUGUGGACUUGGGCCAGCCCAUCGAGGAAUGGAGAGACCUGCAGGGUGGAGAGAAGGAAGAGCCAGAAAAGCUUGGAGACAUCUGCACUUCCCUCCGUUACGUGCCCACUGCUGGGAAAUUGACUGUCUGUAUUCUGGAAGCCAAGAACCUGAAGAAGAUGGAUGUAGGAGGCCUUUCAGAUCCCUACGUGAAGAUUCACUUGAUGCAGAAUGGUAAGAGGCUGAAGAAGAAGAAAACCACAGUAAAGAAGAAGACUUUGAAUCCCUACUUCAACGAGUCCUUCAGCUUUGAGAUACCCUUCGAGCAGAUCCAGAAAGUCCAGGUUGUGGUCACAGUGCUGGACUACGACAAACUGGGUAAGAACGAAGCCAUCGGCAAGAUCUUCGUGGGCUGCAAUGCCACAGGCACGGAGCUGCGGCACUGGUCCGACAUGCUGGCCAACCCCCGGAGGCCGAUCGCCCAGUGGCACUCUCUCAAACCCGAGGAGGAGGUGGAUGCCCUCCUGGGCAAGAACAAAUAGGCGGCCUCUGAGCCUGGGUCCACCCGAUGAACGCUGACAAGACCCAGAGCUCUCAAUACCUCAGUUAUGCAACUUCAGAGUAUUCUUUCGGUCUGUCACCAUCUCCUUUCUUUCCUUCUUUUCUUUUUCUCCUUUUUUAAAGACAAAUUUCCCUCUGUUGGCUGUGCAAGGAGAGUCCCCUAAUAGGUGAAAGAGAAGGCUGGCUCUUUUCAUUCUUCCCCAUAGCUGCUCUGUGCUGCAUGCCCUCUCUGUUUUCCCCCUUGUUUUUUCAAGGCCUCGCUCAAACUCCACCUUUGGGGCCUCUUGUGGUAGACCCACAAAAGGUGGCACUUCCUGUUUCAUGAACGUUUGGGACCAACAAAAUGGUGGCACUUCCUGUUUCUUAAAUGUUCUGGACCAACAAAAUGUUAACACAUCCAGUUUCCUGCAUGUUGACUUAUGGAGAGGGCCCUGGGGAGGCAACGUGCCAGUGGAGUGCUGUAAUAGCCUGGGUACAUCUCUGUUCGUAUGAGGAGCUCAGCUUCGGAGUAAUGAGUGGAUCAAGUGAAUGACCUUGAGCUUCUCCAUUUAUUUCUGGAACAAGAAAGGACGUUGAGAAGGUGUGGAAAGAGGAGAUCCUUCAGGGACGCUGCAACUCAGAAAGGAAAGGGCCCAGGAUCCCAGAGUCUUGUGAUCUACCUGUAGCCUGAAUAUCAGAAAUCCAAAUAUUCAACGUGGGUAGUUACUUGGGAAAAGGCAGGUUGUGAAGAUUGAAUUUGGCCAGAGCGUGGACCAAACCCCCUUUCCCUCCCUCCCUCCCCAUGCCACCAUGGACCUUUGCCAGCUCUUCUCUCUUCCAAAAAUUAGCCUUCUGGAGUAGUCAUGCAAGUAACCUGCUCUAUGAAACUUGCCUUGGCUUGGUGAGGGGCCACCAGUCUGGGGAACUCACUCCCAAUUUGUCAGCAGCAACAGACCAUCAAGAGACAGAGGCUCUGUUUCCCAGAAAGAUUAAAAAAAAAAAAGACAAAGCCCAUAAUUCUCCAUCCCUUAGAGGAUAAGGCAGAUAUUGGUCCCCUUCUAGAAAAGGCAUAUAGUUUGAUUUGCAUCUAUUUCCCAUCAUGCUUUGCCUUUUAAAAAUGACACAAGUUUGGUGUGAAGAUAUGUAAUUGGUGCAGAGCCACAGAACUUUAGCAGAAAACAAAGGUUAAAAUGAUCUUAGGUCCCUGAGGUCCAUCCAGGUAAGAAUUGGGGGUAGGCGAGAAAGACAUAGCUGGUGGACACUUUUGGUCUGAGUAGCAGAGAUUUCCUGGUGAGAGAUAAAAGCCAGCAUUGGGAUUUUUUUUCCUCUCUAGUUCCUUAGGUUAUUUUUCCCAUCCUUCAUUUCUGUAUUCGGGGAAGGGAGAGGUUAUGUCUAUGUGGAGGGUCUGCAGAGAGACUUGCAAGGGAGUCCCCUGGCUUAGAAUUUUAUAGGACUGCUCCUCUCUGAAUUCCCAGAAGCACAGGAGCAUUCAUUCCAAAUGGACUACUGGAAGCUUGCCGGGGGAACUGCCCUCUUGCCUUGCCCUGGCCCUGUUCCCAUUAACUCCUCAUUCACAGCAUUGAUAAAAGCCAUAUAUUUGUUAGCCAAGGUUGCACUGAGUCCCCUCCCAGGCCCUCCAACCCCUUCUCCACAGUGGGCAAAGGUGAGGCAAGUUUUGACAACCCUGUGGGAUCAGUAUCACCUUUCUCCCACCCACCAAAGGAAGCACAGGGACCUCAGGUCCCUCUUGCCUCAUAUCCCUCCAAACCCCAAGCCUUUUUUUUUUUUCUAAGCAGGAGAAAGCCACCGUUGGCCCAGGAAGCAUGCCCUCUGAGUAGCACAAAAUGGCAGAACUUCCUGUCUCAUCCGAUCAUGGCCACAACUGCUUUCCCCAGCCUACAAAGCCAGGUGGGGGAGAACUGGAAGGAAUCCAGAUAUAGGGGUGGGAGUGGGGUGAGAAGAGGACAUGUCACAUCUCUAGGUUUCACUGAAGAUGGACAUAAAGUUACUUUUUUGUUAAGCAGAUGAAGAGGGAUACUUCCUGGGAAGCAGGAACCAAGCCUCCCUGCCUUGAAGAGGGCAUCAGGCUUUCUGCUAGCGUUCCCUGGUGGCUAGGAGGCUAUUUUUAUACUAGAGACUAUUUUUUUUAAAUGAAAGAAGAGUUGGAUUGUAAUAAGGUUAAUGGGUUUUAGUCUUUGCUGACCAGAGAUGUGAUCAUGGGGGCAGUGGUAGGAGAAUUAGACAUGUUGGUUUGAUGGGAAGGACAUGAGAUUCUUCCUUCCUGCGGAGAGGCAUUUAACAUUUUUAGGGCUUUCUAAGCAUCUCUUUCCUUCCCUCCAACUACUCCCCCCCUCCCCAACCUAAGCCCAUUGAUCAGCUCUUCCUUUAUCUUUCAUUUUUUCUUCUUUUCUUUUCUCUCAUUUCCCCCUCCUCUCUGGACUUCCUCUUUUCACUGAGGAAUCCAGUCUCUUUAGAGUACCUUCCAUCCCCCUCCCCCUUAUUCGUCCAUCAAUUCCAAUAGCGCUGCAGCAUAAGAAGCCUAGAAAAAACAGGCAUGUUGGCCACUCUGGACAUCCACCUGCCCAGAGGCCAGGCAACCAGACUAGAGACCUUGGAGUCCCUUCCCUCCUCUUAGCUGACCUCAAUGGUUGAAUGAGAAUAGAGUGAAUUUGAUUCUUGAUACCAAGCCAGAUCUGAUCCCCUGAGACAGAAGGAAUGGGCAGUCAGUUGUCAAGCGGUUCCUGAAGAGCCAGGGAGGAUCCUGAAGUGGGAGGAGGAGUGGUCAUUCUCUCAGGCUGGAAGCUAACCAAGCAGAUUGGCACCUGUUGCUAGUCUUGGGGUUUUUUUUGGGGGGGUGGUUAGAAAUGGAUGCGAGAGCUUGUGGACUUCCCAGUAGUGAGGAUUACUGUCCUCUCAGGCUAUAGGGCACUAUUCAAAAUGCUCAUUUCCAUUUAGAUCUGAUUCUGGGGACUCAGGGUAUUGUAUGUGACUGGUGUUGGAUUCAUAGCUAGAGGAAGGCUCUAGGGAGCCAGUAGGACCUGUAAGUGUUCUUAGGCAGCCCGGGUUUGAGAGACAACUGAAGCUCCCACCCCUCCUCCUCAUAGGGACUUCAGUAAACCUAACCCAUCCCCCUUAUUUCAUUAUUUUCAAAGUCUAUUUUCCCCCCAAUUCCAUGGGAAACCCUAACUCCCUAUCCUAACUCAAAGAACCAUUUUUCUAAUCGGAUAAGUAAUAUAUGAAUUUCUUACCCAGUCUAGAACUUUGGAAGGCUGGGGGCAUGGAACCACAAAUCUAGUCAGACUCAGACCAGGGCAACUUGGGGCAUGGGAUGGGGUUCUGCACCCUUUCUUCCUCUCCCAGUCAAUAGAGAAAGAUGGAAGUACCUCUAGACUCCAGACUCUCCUUUCCAAAGGUGGUUAGGGAGUGGGGAGAGAUGGAUGAUUUGACCUUUGGAAGGUUCUUUUAGUGCAGAAACUGAGGGAAGAGAGUUGGAUAACAUAGUUGCCUUAAGGUUUCCUGAAAGAGUUAGUUUGCCUCCGUUGAAUGGGGAAUAGAUUUCUUACCACUGUGUUCUUAGGGUUGUGGGAGUAGAGUUUAGAAUUAGACAUCUGGGGGAAGGAAGAGAUUUCUCCUAGUCAUUCAGAUCCCUAAGACAGUUCAUGGUCUGUAAAUAGCCCAGGUCCGACCCAUUCUUAUAGUGAACUCUAUUCCCAUUUACCAAAGGUCCCCCAUAUUUGAGCCCAGGAACAACCCUCUGUAAUUCAACCUUCCUCAGUCCCUAGCUAGACUGUCGCACCAUCUGCUAGGUUGUGUGAGUCCUGUCCUUAGAGCACUGGGCAGGCUGGGAGAGAAGGUGAAGGCACUUUGUCCUAAGUGAGAUUCUGUAGAGGAGCCUGGAAGUCUGGCUCCGUUGGGAGGGGGUGACUAGGCACCCCCUUGUUACCUUUCUGUCUCCACAUUCUCCACCACCCUCUCCCCUGGAGGGCCAAAGACUGAACACUAAGGAUUUCACUUAAAAGUGGUUUUCAAACUGCAAUAUUGAGAAGGGGACACUGUGACUUGAAGACACAAAAAUAUAAUUCAUUUUUUUAAGGGACAAAAAAAAAAUUGAACCAACUGAAGCCAUUUGAGCCUCAUCUGAUGCCCUUUCUGUUUGUGUUUAGUAAUAUAUAUAUAAAAGAAGAUUAUAUAUAUAAUAUACAUAUGAACAAGACGUUUAAUUAAGGUGCAUGUUAAUAAGCCUUCUGUAAAUAGCCGCAUGACAAUGCUGAGAUUCUCUCCCCACUGAUCCACAGCCAUUUUACAGAACCCAUCAAGGCUACGACUUCAUUUUUUUAUGUGGUAUGAAUGAGUCCUGUCUUCCCACCCCUAAAAGAGAAAACCUUCCAUUUGGUGGUUAUCAUGUGACCGAGCCCUCCUCUAAGUGGGGAGCUGGCCUUUUGAGCAUGCGCCCCAUAUAAAAAGAAAGAAAAUCCCUCCUCUUAUCCUCUCCUGCCCCUUAUCCUGUCCUCUCCCUCCCAAUCUCUCGUCUGUCUUUGUUGGGUUUUGUUGCACUGUACCCUGAUCUGAUAUUUAGUGUAAAUGUGGCUUCUGUGUUCCAUGUGUGAUGUAUCCGUCCGUCCCCAAUGUCUGAACUAACUGAUAAGCCAUAAUAGGGCCGGCCUGUCAGACACCUGCCCUCUAGUCCCCAGUGUCUUUUCCAGUGAGUUUCCUGAAGCUACUUGUGAAGGGCUCACCGACUGCCCCCAUCCCCUCUCCCAUACCUUGUUUCAUCAAACGAAGUCUUCACAACUUCCCUUUGGGUCCUCAGCAAAUGAUCUCUGGAUAGCUCCAGAACCAGCUGGUUCCUUUUGCUGUGGCGUCAAGGUUUCUGGUUCUAUCCCUUCCUUGACUCUGGAUCUCCAUCCCUUUGGGGAACAAGGUCAGUUCUUCAGGAGUAGCAAGCCAGUGUUAUUGCCCCACCCACCUCAGUUUCUCUCUCUGUAAAAUGUGUGUGUAUAUGAAAGUCCCUUCUUUGCUGACCUUAGAGGGUUAGUAUGAGGCUUAGAUGGAGUAAUGGAUGAGAAAACACUUGAUAAAAUAUUGCAAAAACCACUGUCCAAAAGGCAGGAAUUACUCCUGCUAGUCAGGGCAGCCCAAGUUCAGAGUGGGCUCGGGGCAGGAGUCAGUAUUGCAGGGUAGAUUAGAUUGUGAGAGGCUUAGAAAGAAAGGAGAUGGAGGGGACUGAGUGCAAGUAAUUUCAACCUAUCCUUUGGUUAAGGGCCUCACAAAGAAACUACAUCCUGGAGAAGGUGUGGACACUGAUACUCCAUUAAACUGGGAGAGGGAGAGAUGGAGAAAGGCCCUGGAUGCUCUGGUUGGAAAGUUCACGGUGUGACAAAUAGCUUAGGUGGGAACGUGGGCUACCUAGCUCUGGGUUCAGCAACUUCAUACAACAGGAGCCACUAUUAGAGCCAAGCAGUGACCACGAGGGUCCCUAGCAGGGUUAAGGCAUGACAAAUUAUUGGCAACGGGAGUGGCUGAGCUCCAUCCAGAGGCCUGGAUGCCCUGGGCUAGCAAGCCUUCUUUGGUUAGCUCACACUCCCAUGUGCCCUCACCCAUCCCACUCUGAUAGGUAGAGAGAGCAAGAGCUAACAGUGGACCUAGGUAGGUAUUAUCUCUUUAAAAACUGAAGGCCACGACCCCACUGAGGAAGAGCUUCCAGGAUCUGACCCAAGUGUGGGCUGUGGCAGGAGCUGGAGAGACAAUUACCACUCUUGAGCAGGCUGGAGAUGGGACCUCGCUCCUCACUCCUGGAGGUGAGUUCAUGGGUGGGGAUGAAGAUAGGUGGUAACAGCAGAGAGAGAGGAGAGGAAAGGAGAGAAACCUGGUCCCUCUCUAGCCCAGUUUGGGUGGGUGGAGAGAACUUUCCCACUUCUCAAAUCCAGAGUUGAUUGGAAAUGGACAUAGUAGGAUUAUAAAGAAGGCUGGGGUGAAAAGAUGAUCUGGGGAACAGGUGAACAUCUCCAUCCAAUCUGCCUUGAGGGUUAGGGCUCUGGAGUCCCGACAACUGUUCCUUAGAGAAAUCUGAACCACUACCCCCAAUCCCCAAUCCAGGAAACUGGCUUGCUUCUUCUUGAAUAUCCUGAGACCUACAGAACCAGAGCUGGGGUGGACCCAAGGAUACCUCAUUGCCCACCCCUACCCCAGCUGGUCACUGGAUGUCAUCCUCAUCAGAUAUCUCCCUAACCUUGUCUCACAUGAAAAAUAAAUGCACAGAUGUUGCCCCUUAACCUAUCAGGUCCCAGCCCUCUCUUUUUCCCCCUUUCCCCAAGCUUGGCAAUGUCCCCCUUCCCUAGUGUGGACUCUUGUUUUUGUCUGAUUUCUUGUCAAAUUGUUAUUUUGUAAAGAGCUGCGUCUCCUUAUUAAAGAAAUGAGCUGAAA
This is a messenger RNA of Vombatus ursinus (common wombat), 7908 nucleotides long. It is a transcript of the gene SYT2, whose product is annotated as synaptotagmin 2. NCBI's taxonomy places the organism in Eukaryota, Metazoa, Chordata, Mammalia, Diprotodontia, Vombatidae. The transcript is spliced from 10 exons. Bases 219 to 1487 code for a protein of 422 amino acids. Gene Ontology annotation, biological process: cellular response to calcium ion; calcium ion-regulated exocytosis of neurotransmitter; regulation of dopamine secretion. Gene Ontology annotation, cellular component: axon; dense core granule; synaptic vesicle membrane. Gene Ontology annotation, molecular function: clathrin binding; calcium-dependent phospholipid binding; phosphatidylserine binding. The record is from RefSeq and is a predicted model, not a curated record.